Ostrea edulis (European flat oyster) is the source of this 1360-nucleotide messenger RNA. RefSeq names its product riboflavin biosynthesis protein VVA0006-like. The transcript is spliced from 4 exons. The coding region runs from base 228 to 1031 and encodes 267 amino acids. NCBI's taxonomy places the organism in Eukaryota, Metazoa, Mollusca, Bivalvia, Ostreida, Ostreidae. The record is from RefSeq and is a predicted model, not a curated record.
GUUUUCAUCAUUAGGAGAGAAGUAGUCUGCCUAUGGUAGUACGGAUUAAUACUAGUCUAUACAUGGCAAUGGAUUUAAAUGGAUAUCAAUUGUGAAAUAAAUCACGCCGCUUAUGGUGAGAUUUAUUUUUAUAUCCACUGCUCUUUCACUUCUCUUCCUGGAAAUACCAGCUGAUUUACUGAAAAUCUUCAGUGAACAUAGGGAUACCAUGCAGUGUUAAACGAAGAAUGCGAGGAUUGCUCUGUUUUAAAUACAUGAAGAUGAAAAGAUCAACAGCUCAGAUUUGUGGUAUUCGACAUAAACAAAGUAGAAUUUCUUCAUCUUCAUCAAUAACCGAAGACAUUGUGGAAAAUGGCAACAUUAAAACACUGACCUCCGAGAAAAAUGAAUCAUCGCUAGACAGCCGCGUUCUGCCUGCCUCUCUCCCUACCAAUCAUAAACCUUUGGCUUGCAAAGACGAAGAAAAUGGACGUGAAAUAAAGAAAGUCCGAAAAGAAGAAAGCAUCUCGAUUUUAAAGCAAGAAUAUUCCAAAGAUCGACCUGAACAUUUUUAUCAUUUUUAUGGAAAAGAUUCGCCUUUCAGUAAUUUUCACCCAGCUAGAUUCACGUUAGAGGGCAUUGCAUACAGCUGUAGCGAACAGUAUAUGAUGUACCAAAAAGCAGUGCUUUUUCAUGAUGAAAAGCAAGCCAAAGAAAUACUGAAGGCCAGUGACCCGCUAACGAUGAAGAUGUUGGGCAGAAAAGUGAAACAUUUUGACGACGACGUGUGGACCAAACGAUGUGUAGACAUCGUCAAGACGGGGGUACUAGCUAAGUUUAAGCAAAACCAACACUUGGAGAGAGCCCUCAUUGACACGUAUCCUAGGAUCCUUGCCGAGGCCACGCCCAGAAGUCCGUUGUGGGGAAUUGGAUUAGGCCUCAAAGACCCUCAGAUCAACAGUCGGAGGUCAUGGCGAGGCAAGAACUGGCUAGGAUACUUAUUGACCGAUGUUAGAAAUCAAAUUAUGGAAGAGAGGGGACUGUUUUCCUAGAGUCUGCCGUUAGAACUUUUUUAUUUGCUUGCCGUUAGAACUUGCAAAUGAUGUACUAAGGAACUGUUUGCAUCUACAUAAUUAACCUGUUAAUCACCAUCUCAGGCCAAGGGAUCAUUGUUGGAAGGUAUCAGGAAACUGUCGGAAUGAUUUAUAUUCCCCACAAACAUCGAGAUGAUUCUAACUCGGAGCGAAUUGGAUCGAAUUCCCAAGACGAACGUAGCCAACCGAAAACCCUUGGCUUGAGAAGAUGCUGAAAAAUGUUGCUACUAUUUGAUCUGUAGAAUUCGUUUAUUUAUUGUGUGCAUUAAAGGAUUAUAGUAAUUUGA